This is a messenger RNA of Eriocheir sinensis (Chinese mitten crab), 1487 nucleotides long. RefSeq lists its product as uncharacterized. The record is from RefSeq and is a predicted model, not a curated record. The transcript is spliced from 2 exons. NCBI's taxonomy places the organism in Eukaryota, Metazoa, Arthropoda, Malacostraca, Decapoda, Varunidae. The coding region runs from base 292 to 1275 and encodes 327 amino acids.
GCGAUUGGCACAGAUUUGGCCUUCACUGGUAGCCUGGUAACAUAUACUCCCAGGUCUUUGUCUGCCUCUGUGGUGGAUAGUGGAGUGUUUCCCAUGUGGUAUUGAUGUGCUGGAUAUCCCUUCACUGGUAGCCUGGUAACAUAUACUCCCAGGUCUUUGUCUGCCUCUGUGGUGGAUAGUGGAGUGUUUCCCAUGUGGUAUUGAUGUGCUGGAUAUCCCUUCACUGGUAGCCUGGUAACAUAUACUCCCAGGUCUUUGUCUGCCUCUGUGGUGGAUAGUGGAGUGUUUCCCAUGUGGUAUUGGUGUGCUGGAUAUCCCUUCACUGGUAGCCUGGUAACAUACACUCCCAGGUCUUUGUCUGCCUCUGUGGUGGAUAGUGGAGUGUUUCCCAUGUGGUAUUGGUGUGCUGGAUAUCCCUUCACUGGUAGCCUGGUAACAUACACUCCCAGGUCUUUCUCUGCCUCUGUGGUGGAUAGUGGAGUGUUUCCCAUGUGGUAUUGGUGUGCUGGAUAUCCCUUCACUGGUAGCCUGGUAACAUAUGCUCCCAGGUCUUUCUCUGCCUCUGUGGUGGAUAGUGGAGUGUUUCCCAUGUGGUAUUGGUGUGCUGGAUAUCCCUUCACUGGUAGCCUGGUAACAUACACUCCCAGGUCUUUCUCUGCCUCUGUGGUGGAUAGUGGAGUGUUUCCCAUGUGGUAUUGGUGUGCUGGAUAUCCCUUCACUGGUAGCCUGGUAACAUACACUCCCAGGUCUUUCUCUGCCUCUGUGGUGGAUAGUGGAGUGUUUCCCAUGUGGUAUUGGUGUGCUGGAUAUCCCUUCACUGGUAGCCUGGUAACAUACACUCCCAGGUCUUUCUCUGCCUCUGUGGUGGGUAGUGGAGUGUUUCCCAUGUGGUAUUGGUGUGCUGGAUAUCCCUUCACUGGUAGCCUGGUAACAUACACUCCCAGGUCUUUCUCUGCCUCUGUGGUGGAUAGUGGAGUGUUUCCCAUGUGGUAUUGGUGUGCUGGAUAUCCCUUCACUGGUAGCCUGGUAACAUACACUCCCAGGUCUUUCUCUGCCUCUGUGGUGGAUAGUGGAGUGUUUCCCAUGUGGUAUUGGUGUGCUGGAUAUUCCCUCCUAAGGUGCGGGACUUUACAUUUUCCUUCAUUGAAUUGUAGAAGCCACUUAUUGUUCCAUUCCUGUAGCUUGGUGAGGUCUUCUUGUAGGAAAUCCGCAGUCAAGGGGUUGAGCAAACAGAAUUGCAGUAAACUCUCACAUUUGGCGAAGCAUUGGUGUUAAAAAAAGCGCGCCAAAUUUGAACUCCCCAGAUGCGAAUCAUUAAAAACAACGGGAAAAACGCUAUUUGGCACCACCAGGGCCCUCGGUCAACAAACAUAUUUUUAGUUUUCUGGUGUUUCCAAUCAUCUUUUCUUUUUUCAUUCAUUAUUAGAUACCAAAAGAUGAUAAACAGACCAAAACUGACCCGCGUACUUAAGCUCAGGUCUCCCCAG